Molecule: messenger RNA, 987 nt
Organism: Rotaria socialis
Lineage: Eukaryota; Metazoa; Rotifera; Eurotatoria; Philodinida; Philodinidae
Source: the annotation of a GenBank genome assembly
AUGUUCAAAUUUCGACAGUUCACAUUGCCAUCUGACUCCAUGUUGCAUUAUCAUCGUGGUGCCUCUGUUAUCAAUACAGACAUGGUGCCUAUGGAGCAGCAGCAACAACAACCACGAGAACGUAGUCUAUCUCCGGAUAGUUUAGAACAACGUUUCUUUAAACAUCAUUUAAUGCCAGAUAGUGUUGAUGAUGAUGAAUCUUUCUUAUCAUCAUCACCAUCGUUAGUCGAUUCAAUUAAUAUUGAUCAACAACAACAUCAAUUGAAUUCAACAAAAACUAUCGUUCAUAAAUUAACAUCGAACGGUCUUCUUAGUACUUUAUCGUUUAUCAACGAUAAUGAUAAUGAUGACGACGAUGACGACGAUGAUAUGGAUGAUGAUUUCGAUGAAAUUCAUUUUGAUCAAGACGAAGUUAAUUUACUUUUUUCUGACCCAGACGAUGGUGUUCUAUGUCGAUUAUCUAAUGAUUUAAUUGAUAUGGAAGACGAUUAUGAUGAUGAUGAGAGUGACGAUUAUUGUAAACGCACGCGUCCUAUGUCUAAUAUAACGCCACCAAAUCUAGUUAUUUUAUCAUCAUCAUCAUCAUCAUCAUCGUCGUCGUCGACGUCAUCUUCAUCAUCUUUGCAAGAUCCACAACAGCUGUACUCUACUUAUCGCUUUCUUGAUCCCAUAUCUGAAGCUGCUAGUGAAGAAGAACGUCGGGCAGCUAUAUCAAUAAUUCGUCAACAACAAAAACAUAAACAUAGUACAUCGUCAUCAUCAUUAUCCACAAGUGCUAAUGGUCAUUGUGAUGGUGAUACAACAACGAACGAUGAUCUUUCAACAUUGAGUGACAUUGAUGAACAAAGUACAUCGAUCGAUGAAAAUUCUAUUUUACAAUCAUCUAUACUAUUUCGCGAUCAGCAACAACAUAUACAUAAAAAAAGACGUCAUAAAGAAUUUCGUUGUCUAAGUUGGUCAACAAAGCACGAGAGUAAGUUCGCCUAA